UCCCCCUCCCAUCAGAGAACUGUACAAGUUCUCCUCGCGCUUGCCGCGCAUCAGUUCGGCGCGAAGCGAGCGGCAGUUCUCUGACAGGAGCCAUCAGGUCCAGUCUUACUGAGGUCUGAUUCACAGCGGUUUGCGAUUCUUCUUCAACGAAGGCUUUUUUUGCUCCGUGUCUUUGAAAGUGAAUACCACGCGACAUUGAUCCGCUCGUGAGGAACAUUAUGAGUGUCAUAACAUUAUUGUCUGAAGACAUGUAAACCUGUUCUGUCGAGACGUUUGUUUCUAUGUGAUGUGUUUCACGUGCUCGCGCACCACAGAGAUGUAGUUUGACUCUUUCUCGUGGACCGUUAAAUGCCCGGGAUUUGGAUGAUCUUCCACACGGUGGAUGCGGAGGGGGGAAAGACCGUUCUGUGAACACCGGCAGCGGUGAAGAAAACAUGAAGUGUCUCAGUUUCCGAAAGUGGAGCUCUUGGAUUAUUCACUCGGAGAUGAUUUUUCUGCCGAUUCUUUGGUUUCUAUGCCAAACUCGGGCGGCCCCGUCUAUAACAACCGAGCAGAUGGAUAUGGGGGUGGAUUGGCUGAGCAAAUAUGGGUACCUCCCGCCCUCUGAUCCCGUGAAUGGACAGUUACAGACUAAGGAAGCACUGACCAAAGCCAUUAAAGCCAUGCAGAGGUUUGGAGGCCUAGAGGAAACUGGAGUUCUGGACCAAGCAACCUUGGGUUUAAUGAAGACCCCACGGUGCUCGCUGCCCGACAUGUCGGAGCCAGAUAUGUCAGCAGGUCGAAAAAAGCGAGCGCUGCCUCCUCAGACCAAGUGGAACAAGAGGCACCUUUCCUGGAGGGUGAGGACGUUUCCUAAGGAGUCAGCGCUUCUGGGACGUGACACUGUCCGUGCGCUGAUGUACUACGCCCUGAAGGUGUGGAGUGACAUCGCCCCACUCAAUUUCCAUGAGGUGGCAGGCAACGAGGCCGACAUCCAGAUUGACUUCACCAAAGCGGACCAUAAUGACGGCUACCCUUUCGAUGGACCCGGUGGCACGGUAGCCCACGCCUUUUUUCCUGGAGAACGAUUUACAGCCGGUGACACACACUUUGAUGAUGACGAGGCCUGGACCUUUAGGUCACCAGAUUCACACGGGAUGGAUCUGUUCGCUGUAGCCGUGCACGAGUUCGGUCACGCUAUUGGGCUCGCUCACGCCUCCACCAUUGAAUCCAUCAUGCGUCCGUACUACCAUGGGCCGGUGGGCGACCCGCUGAAGUACAACCUCCCGUAUGAGGACAAGGUUCGGGUUUGGCAGCUUUACGGUGUUCGGGACUCAGUAUCGCACACAGUCCAACCUGAUGACCCCUCCCAAACAGCCGAACCUCCCGUCCUGCUUGACCUCCCGGAAAACCGAUCCACGAUCCCACCUGCCCGCGACGCCCCUGACCGAUGCACCACUCACUUUGAUGCUGUUGCCCAGAUUCGAGGGGAGGCUUUCUUUUUCAAAGGGAAGUAUUUUUGGCGUCUGACACGGGAGAAGCACUUGGUGUCACUACGGCCAGCUCAGAUUCAUCGGUUCUGGAGGGGUCUGCCUGCCAACCUGGACAGUGUGGAUGCUGUUUACGAAAGACCCGGAGACCACAAAAUAGUCUUCUUUAAAGGAGGGAAAUAUUGGGUGUUCAAGGACAAUAAUGUCGAGGAAGGCUAUCCACGGCUUGUCAGUGACUUUGGCCUUCCCAUGGAAGGGGUGGACGCAGUGUUUGUCUGGCUGCACAACGAGAAGACGUACUUCUUCAAGGACUACCAGUACUGGCGUUACGACGACCAUUUGCGACGGAUGGACCUCGGAUACCCAAAAGACACGGCGCUCUGGAAGGGAAUCCCACCACAAUUGGACGAUGCCAUGCGAUGGUCUGAUAGUGCAUCGUAUUUCUUCAAGGGAAAGGAGUACUGGCGAGUUGCGGGCAGCGAUAUGGAGGUGGAAGCAGGUUAUCCGCGUCCCAUCGGCAAAGACUGGCUGGUGUGUUCCGAAAUGCAGUCGGACUCUCCGGAGACACAGAAUAACUCAAACACCAGGCUCCACGACCAGCAUCACGCGGACCAUGCGGAAAAUGGCUACGAGGUGUGUUCGUGCACUUCGGACUCUGCCUCGCCGCUGGGGUUGAGGCUCACUCUCUCGCCCGCUUGGGUGUUAGCGCCGCUUUGGACGCUGGCGCUCUCUCUCUCUGCUCCUCUCUGAUGAGGGCAGAGCCACAGGCCUGUACUCAAAAACACUGUAGGACGGAAGUAGACGGCAGCCUGUGGUUGAAGGGAGCAACGAGAGGAUUAGGUUCAGCCUUUAGUCAGCCGGAGUGAUGGAAUGGCGUCAACACUUCGAUCAACGAAAUGAUUGGCUCGCAUCGUUCUGUUUGUUUUUAUUUUAACUGGAAAAUUCUACAUUGUUUUGUGUUUAAAAAAUGUAUAAUUUUUGAAUAUCGCUAGGUAACACCAGCAUUUUGAGGCAUUGCUAGGCCCAGUAAUUAUUAUGAUCAUAGUUAUAAUGAAACUUAGAAAUUAUUUGUGAUAUUGCUAAUGCAGAAAUGAAUGGGGCUCUCUAUUGGCUGACGUUUAAAGGCAUCAUGGAGUACCAUGAGUCACAAUCUUAACCUUUCCUCACUUCAAGUGCUUUAAAAAUCCAGUCAUUUGUUCUUUAUUUGGCACUUUUGGGCUGUUUUCUUACUAUAAGCAUAAUCCUUUAAGCAUUCUACAGGUUGUUUAUUAUACAUCUGUCCUGCUCUCUGAUCUGUUCCAAAUGCCUAAGCAAUUAUUCUCCUCUUCAAUAUUGACUGUAUUUUUGUAAUCACGGCAUUACAGAUAUCAUCGCUCUAAGUCUAUGACUGUUUUAUAAUAAACCACUGUUGUUUAGUUCAUGGGCAUGCUUUACGCUGGAUUCACAACGUCAGGAUCACAGCUGAAUAUAUUUUACAGGAGGUUUGUUUAUGAAGGGAUCACUCUUUUUUUCUCUAUUUUAUCUCUUGGUACUGUUUUUCUGAUUUACAUUUUUCCGAUAAGAGAGCGGAGGACAAGAAAUGCAGACUGGGAGGACGUUUGACUCAUUUCCUGGACUGCUGGAAGUGCACUCAGAUCAUAUUGGGACAAAAUGCUUAUAUACUAUAUAUAAAACAUAUACAUAUAUAUAUUUAAGGUAAAAACUUGAGUUGCAAAAAAUGUAAAUUCUGAUCUGUCUUUUAUAUGGUGAAAUAUUUUUGUAGAAAAAUAAAGAGGAGUGGGCAAGCUUG
This is a messenger RNA of Triplophysa dalaica, 3258 nucleotides long. RefSeq names its product matrix metallopeptidase 17a (gene mmp17a). Lineage: Eukaryota; Metazoa; Chordata; Actinopteri; Cypriniformes; Nemacheilidae. The transcript has 10 exons. Gene Ontology annotation, molecular function: metalloendopeptidase activity; zinc ion binding. Gene Ontology annotation, cellular component: extracellular matrix. The record is from RefSeq and is a predicted model, not a curated record. Gene Ontology annotation, biological process: proteolysis; extracellular matrix organization; collagen catabolic process. The coding region runs from base 435 to 2219 and encodes 594 amino acids.